CGCUCAUUUCAUUUCUCUCUCUAUUUCUCUUUCUCAUAUUUUUGCUUCCAUGCAUGGAAUUCUCCUCCUACUAUAACACACACACACACACACAAACAAGAAAAGAUAUAUAGAUGUAGAGAGAGAAAGAGAGAGGUGUUGUAUGUAUAUGAUGGAGAGAAAUAUUGGGAAGAAAGAGUCUUUGGCUUCUGUUUUAUUUCUUUAUCUUGAUAGGCUGUGGCUAGUUCAAGGCCAUCAUUAGCGACCCAUCUGUUCAAAAGUUUGAUUUUUUCCACAUUUAAUCCUUCAAAAUCUUGGGACAUUAAUAUAGGGUAGGAGGGUUGUCAUUUAUAUGCCUUUUUUUCUCUAUUCUGCGAGAUUACAUCGAUUUGGGAUUCAAGAGUGUUCUCUUUGUUGUGGGUCUGAUUGUUUACUUCCCAAGAACUGUCACAUCUGACCAGUUUGAUGAUCCUGGUCCUAUCACUUGUGUGAUCUGUGCCCAAACCCAUGUCCCAGAUUUGAGCCUUUUCAACUUCAUUUUUCUACUUCGAUGUUGGUUCUCUGAUCUGGGCCGUGUUCCUAUGUUUCUUGAACUGUUUGGGCGGUGGUAGAUCGAGAAAUGCUGCAUUCUAGCGCAAUUUAAGUUGAGUUAGUUGUUUUUGCUGAUCUUGAUUCUAGUGUUGGGUUUUUCUUGCUUCAGUUGUUGGGUCUUGAAUUAGGAUGGAGGAGGAUCAAGAAUUGAGGUUUGUUUGCAAGUUGUGCAACAAGAAGUACCCAUGUGGGAAGUCUUUAGGAGGUCACAUGAGGUCUCAUGUACUAGCAAAUUCUGCUGAAUCUGAGGAAAAAGUUGAGGCCAACAUGAAAAGGGUUUCAUCUUUGGGUGUUGCUGGGCAGCAGAGUGUGAUGAAUGAGUCAAAAAUUGCUGAAUUUGGAAAUGGGCAGUCUAGUUAUGGCCUCAGAGAGAAUCCUAGGAAAUCUUGGAGGGCUGUGGAUUCUAGCUUCCCUUUGUCCCAAGAGAGAGUCUGCAAGCAAUGUGGUAAAGCAUUUCAAUCUCUGAAAGCAUUGUGUGGGCAUAUGGCUUGUCACUCUGAGAGGGAUAGGGGUUUGAAAGAUGAUCAUUCUUGGACCAGUGAGAAUCAGAAGCUGGUGAUGGAUAGUCAUUCGGAUACCGAAGCCGAGGACCGGAUUCUGAGAACCAGAUCCUCAAAGAGUAAUAAGAGGUACAAGAAAAUAGUUGUCAAGUCACCUUCUUUUUCUUUAGCUAAUAAUGGUUCUUCAUCUGUUUCUGAGAUUGAUGGAGAAGAGCAAGAGGAAGUAGCUAUGUGUUUGAUGUUGUUGUCAAGGGACUCUGGGAACAAGGGUGGUGUGAAUUCAGUUGUGGAGUCUUCUGAUAAUAAUUCAGUCAUUUUAGAGACUAAAUCUUCUUCCAUUGACAUGAGAACUAAAAGAAGGGAAGCACCCAAAGAGGUAGAUGAGAUUCCCCAGAUGAAGAAAAUUGGUGAUAUGAUGAAGUUAAAAGAUAGUGUGUUGGAAGUUGCUCAAGCGGAUAACUCUGAUUCUGGGUAUUUCUUGGAUGAAUGUGCCAAGGCCGAGUCUGAUGUAUCUGUUGAUGGAUUUCGAAGGAAUGGUGCUUUUGGUGAAUACAGUAAGUCCCUUAUGAAUGGAAGUUAUGAGGAGUAUGGUGCUGAAUUUGGACAUAGUUUGAACAGAAGCAAGAGUUAUCGAGCAGAGCUAAAAAGAGAAUUGGUGAAGGAAAAUGACUACAAUACGGCUUCAAACUCUGCUAGGAUUGAAUCAAGAAGGAGAAGGUAUAUUUCUGAAAAUCCAGAAUUAUGCAAUGAAUAUGGCAGGAUAACAAGAAACGAACCUCCUAAUGCUGAGGCGUGCAACAUUUCUCAGAAGAAAAGUAAAUAUGAAUGCUUCAACUGCAAAAAGGCCUUCAAGUCUUAUCAGGCUCUUGGAGGACACAGACCGUGCCACAAACGAAACAAUGCUUUCUAUGAAUCGAGAUACGAAAGUGGUGAGAACAGCCUAGAUGACUCUACUGAAUUCGUAACAACUGGCAAGCUUGUCGAGUCUGCUAGCAACAGAAGAUCAAGUGCUAAGAACUCAUCUCACUAUGUGGAGAAGAAAAUCAAAGCUAAGAAGAACAAAGGGCAUGUUUGCCCAUUCUGCAACAGGGUUUUCAAGAAUGGCCAGGCCUUAGGUGGCCACAAGAGGUCACAUUUCAUUGGUGGGCAUGAAGAAAAUAACCAUAGAAGUCCAGUGGUAAAGCCUGAUAUGCUUGAUCUUAAUCUUCCUGCACCCGAGGAAGAUGAGGAUGACGGGCGUGAACGAUUUUCUCCCUGGUAGACUUGAGACAAAAACACUUCAUGAAAGGCUUCUUGGCUGAUACUUAAGUGUAAAGGUGGUCCUGCUAAUUCCCAAAGAUGCUAGUGUAUAGCAAAACUGGUGGACAGCAAACCUCAUGUUGCUUGUUCGAUGAUGGAUUGGAACUGCAGUAGUCGUACUGCUCCAUGACGACUGUGAGCAGCACUCGUUAUCCUCUCUCGUUGCGACCCCUUUCUGCAUGUUCCCUGAAUAUGCUGCAAUUUUUGCAGACUACUUCAAAUUUAUCUUUCAUUCAUUUAGAAGCAUCAACAUUAUAUCUAGAAUGAAGUUUUGUUGGCAUGUUAGUUCUCUGAUCGCAGAGUAGUAUCCAAGAAUACUGUUAGCAUUUCAUUUCUUCUAGUUAUUCAAUUUGAAGAUGGUGAAGUCAGUUGUGCUUCCCUCUUUCAUAAGUUCAGACUAAUUAGUGUUGGCCGAAUAAUACAUUGAUGUUGCUUCA
Molecule: messenger RNA, 2806 nt
Organism: Sesamum indicum (sesame)
Lineage: Eukaryota; Viridiplantae; Streptophyta; Magnoliopsida; Lamiales; Pedaliaceae
Source: RefSeq, a predicted model, not a curated record